Camelina sativa (false flax) is the source of this 714-nucleotide messenger RNA. The record is from RefSeq and is a predicted model, not a curated record. NCBI's taxonomy places the organism in Eukaryota, Viridiplantae, Streptophyta, Magnoliopsida, Brassicales, Brassicaceae.
AUGAAGUUGUGUUUUCGGAAACACAGAAGGAGGUUUAAGCAAGUCUCCAGUCCGAAUCCGACACCGCACUACAUUCCUCUCGAUCUCCAGGUUGAAACACUCUUAAGGUUGCCUGUCAAGUCUUUAUUGAGAUUUCAAUGCGUCUCCAAGCUUUGGUCCUCUAUCAUCACCAGCCAAGAUUUCAGAAACCGGCAAUUAAACUUUGCUGCUUCCUCAGCUCCUCGUCUCCUCAUCACUUUCGCCAAGGUUUACGGAAAAGAGCUCCUGUUAUUCUCGUUACCUUACCCAACCGCAUCUUCCUCUUCAUCUUCUUCAUGUUGUGUACCAUACAAAGAUUUGAGCAUACUCAAACUCCAUGGGAGAAAGGUGUACAAUGCGGCUCGUGGCUUGAUAUGCGUUGGAACUACACAGAGGGUGGCGAUAUGUAACCCGGCCACUUGGAAGGUCCAUGUUUUCCCCCGAAUCAUAUUCGAAAAUAUUCCUCGUGAUGGUGAACCGCCUUCCAUCUAUUUUUUAGGGUACGAUCCUGUUGGAGAUCAAUACAAAGUGCUCGCGGUUGAUAGAUCGCGUUUGAGAUUAAAGCACCAGGUUGUGGUAUUGGGAGGAGAAACAGUUAAUUGGAGAGCGGCUCCAUGUGUUGCAUGUCCUCAUGUUGCUAAAACAUGGGCAUUGUAUAUGAACGGAACACUCUACUACGGGGCUAUCAGGACGGAC